UCUGACUGUCCUUGAACGCAACUUUUGGGGAGCUUUUACGUAAUCUGGAAUAUAGAAAUGCGCUGGAAAAACGAAGUGAAAGUUGAAUGUUGCACUGUUAGCCCGAAUGAAAACGAGACUAUUUUGUCCACCGAGGAGAGACGUCGCGCUGUGUUUGAUUGACAGGUGAAAUUGGCGUGUUGCUGAAUCACACAAGUCGAGGACAUAAUGCACAUAGGAUAAGUAUGAGUUCAAGUGUUGUCUGUUUGUGUGCGUAAUGACUACUUCUCUUUUAAAUGUCAUUUUGGUAAUCGCCGGCGUUGUCAUGGUGAAAAGUGAAAGGCAUGAUAUUUAUGGGACGGAGCAGGGGGCAUUUAAGGCGGCUGCGACAGUCUGACCCACCGAGCGUCAUGUGCGAGGACUGCAAAGGCGGAGAGGACCUGCUGGCCAAGUGCGCACAAGAGGGAGACAUCAUGGGCGCUCCUCUGGAAGUUUUGGAUGAAGACGCGUCAUCCCUUCAGGCCAUGACUUCUGCCCCUCUUUUGGGCAGGACCGUGUGCGCGAGCUGCAACGAAGAAAUAGUGGAUAAAUAUUUGCUUAAGGUGAACGACUUGUGCUGGCACGUGCGCUGUCUCUCCUGCAGCGUGUGCCAAACUUCACUUGGCAGCCACAGCAGCUGCUACAUCAAAGAGAAAGAGGUCUUCUGUAAACUGGAUUACUUCAGAAGGUAUGGCACGUGGUGUGCAUGCUGCGGCCGGAACAUCCACGCUACGGACUGGGUCCGCCGAGCCAAGGGCAACGUGUACCACCUGGCGUGUUUUGCGUGCUUCUCCUGCAAAAGACAACUGUCCACGGGAGAGGAGUUUGCGCUCGUGGAGGAAAAGGUGCUCUGUCGCGUGCACUAUGACUGCAUGUUGGACAACCUCAAGCGGGCCGUGGAGAAAGGAAGCAGUGUGAAUAUGGAGGGAGCAGUGCCGACUGAACAAGAGCUAAACCAACCCAAACCCUCAAAAAGGGCUCGCACAAGCUUCACUGCAGACCAGCUGCAGGUGAUGCAGGCCCAGUUUGCUCAGGACAACAACCCAGAUGCUCAGACGCUGCAGAAGCUCGCGGAGCAGACCGGCCUCAGCAGAAGAGUCAUACAGGUCUGGUUCCAGAAUUGCAGAGCGCGCCACAAAAAGCAUGUGAGCCCGAACCACUCGUCGAGCACCGCACUGACCUCACUGCCACCCAGCCGCCUGUCUCAGCCCACUCCCACCCCAGAGGAGCUGCAGUACACCACCUACGGUGGCCCGGAGGGGUCAAUGAUCUCAGCACUGCACUCCUUCAUAGACAUUCACUCCCCUCCGUCUAUGUUUCAACCUAUGCUGCCGGCACACACUAUGACCUCUCUGCCUGUGUCCCACGCCUGACCGCACAGUGAUCACCGGCAUCCACACAGGGUCCUCAGUCAUACAUGAGUAUUGUCAUUUCAUCAGCCUUUUCUGUUUAGGCAUAAUAACGGCAUUCUUCAGUCUUCAUGUUAUUUGUGAAAAUUAAAGUUUUUGUGUACCUCUGUCAAAGAACAUUA
Periophthalmus magnuspinnatus is the source of this 1549-nucleotide messenger RNA. Its product is annotated as LIM/homeobox protein Lhx8. Bases 324 to 1391 code for a protein of 355 amino acids. NCBI's taxonomy places the organism in Eukaryota, Metazoa, Chordata, Actinopteri, Gobiiformes, Gobiidae. Gene Ontology annotation, cellular component: nucleus. Gene Ontology annotation, molecular function: RNA polymerase II transcription regulatory region sequence-specific DNA binding; DNA-binding transcription factor activity, RNA polymerase II-specific. The transcript is spliced from 9 exons. The record is from RefSeq and is a predicted model, not a curated record. Gene Ontology annotation, biological process: regulation of transcription by RNA polymerase II; neuron differentiation; forebrain neuron development.